Lycium ferocissimum is the source of this 1068-nucleotide messenger RNA. RefSeq names its product isopentenyl-diphosphate Delta-isomerase I. Gene Ontology annotation, biological process: isopentenyl diphosphate biosynthetic process; isoprenoid biosynthetic process. Gene Ontology annotation, cellular component: cytoplasm. The record is from RefSeq and is a predicted model, not a curated record. Bases 7 to 714 code for a protein of 235 amino acids. Gene Ontology annotation, molecular function: isopentenyl-diphosphate delta-isomerase activity. NCBI's taxonomy places the organism in Eukaryota, Viridiplantae, Streptophyta, Magnoliopsida, Solanales, Solanaceae. The transcript is spliced from 6 exons.
UCAAGAAUGGGUGAUGUUGUUGCUGAUGCAAAUAUGGAUGCUGUACAACGUCGUCUCAUGUUCGAAGACGAAUGUAUUUUGGUGGAUGAGAAUGACAGGGUUGUUGGUCAUGAAUCCAAGUACAAUUGUCAUUUGAUGGAAAAGAUCGAAUCUGAGAAUUGGCUGCACAGAGCUUUCAGUGUUUUUCUUUUCAACUCAAAGUAUGAACUUCUUCUUCAGCAACGAUCUGCAACAAAGGUAACUUUUCCUUUGGUGUGGACGAACACGUGCUGCAGCCAUCCUCUCUACCGAGAGUCUGAGCUAAUUGAGGAGAAUGCACUUGGUGUAAGAAACGCUGCACAAAGGAAGCUUCUUGAUGAACUGGGUAUUCCUGCUGAAGAUGUACCCGUUGACCAGUUCACACCAUUGGGCCGUAUGCUUUACAAGGCACCAUCUGAUGGAAAGUGGGGAGAGCAUGAACUCGAUUAUCUUCUAUUAAUCGUUCGUGAUGUCAAUGUGAACCCGAACCCUGACGAAGUUGCUGAUAUCAAAUACGUGAACCAAGAACAACUGAAAGAGCUAUUGAGGAAAGCAGAUGCUGGUGAAGAAGGUUUGAAGCUAUCCCCUUGGUUUAGACUUGUUGUUGAUAACUUCUUGUACAAAUGGUGGGAUCAUGUUGAGAAGGGGACUAUCCAAGAAGCUGCUGAUAUGAAAACCAUUCACAAGUUGACUUAAAAAGCUACGUCGCUCGGAUUCUCCAAAAAUAUUGCCCGAACCGUGUCGGAUCCUCCAAAAAUGCAUACUUUUUGAGGAUCCGGCCACACCCAUCGGCAUUGUUGAAGAGUCAGAGCAAACAUAGCUUAAAAGGAGUUAGCCAACUGCUUAACAUGGUUGAACAAAUACAUUCCUAUUCCUUUAGACAAAUAAGUUUGGUGGUAACAUUUUCAAGAUUUCCUUUUGCAUCCCUAUGUUUUGUUGUUGUUGUGAGAAUUAGAGCAAAGUACUUUUGAACUGAUCGGAACUUCGUGUACCAUAGAUGUUUGUCUGUUGAAUUCUAAUAAAGUAGCUUCUGGUUUUGUGCUUGGCAAA